Molecule: messenger RNA, 2726 nt
Organism: Nothobranchius furzeri (turquoise killifish)
Lineage: Eukaryota; Metazoa; Chordata; Actinopteri; Cyprinodontiformes; Nothobranchiidae
Gene: pi4k2b
Product: phosphatidylinositol 4-kinase type 2 beta
Biological process (GO): Golgi organization; endosome organization; phosphatidylinositol phosphate biosynthetic process
Cellular component (GO): lysosomal membrane; endosome; plasma membrane
Molecular function (GO): 1-phosphatidylinositol 4-kinase activity
Source: RefSeq, a predicted model, not a curated record
AUGCGCACAGUGCUGACAGGAAGCAGCAGUUACGGGUCUGGCGGAUUAUGUGGACAGAUAGAUAACCACCGAGAAGCAGCUGCUUUGGAACAAUCAAAUUAGGGGUUAUAUCCUCCCGUACAGAUGGAAGUCAUUAUAAAAUGAAAACCCGACCUUUCACUGGAAAACUGGUGUGAACAGAUUUAAUAGUUUAUCAUAUAAAAGAAGCUGACAACAUGAUGUCAGAAUGCGAACUAACAGAGACAGAGAGCAGCCUUCCCGUGCUGCUGGACACCGGAGCGACAGCGGUGCCUGAGCCGGAGUCUGAUUUUCGCCCCACGGGCCCCUCAAAUGUACCAUUUGAUAAAAACCGACUGGGACUGGGGCUUGUGGUGAACCCGGGCGUGGCCGUUCGCAUUUCGGACUCUCGUGAAAGCGUCUUGACCGAGCUAGAGACCGACGGCUCCGGCGAAGACGCGCUGCUGUUGCCGUGCUUAACAGGAAGCUCGGCGUCUCCGAGAGGAGCCCGAGACAAGCGGAGCAGGCGGAACAGGCACAGCUCAUCGGACACGCUGGCGUCCCCAGGUGCACACGGUGGCGACUUCAACCAUUUUCCCGAAGAUCCCGAGUUUGCAGACUUUAUCCAAAGGGCGGAACAGGCCAUCGAGUGUGGCGUUUUUCCAGAAAGGAUUUCCCAGGGAUCCAGCGGGAGCUACUUUGUCAAAGACCCAAAAGGGAAAAUCAUCGGUGUUUUCAAACCAAAGUCAGAAGAACCCUACGGUCACUUAAACCCAAAAUGGACCAAAUACUUUCACAAGCUGUGCUGUCCGUGUUGCUUUGGCCGAGGUUGCUUGUUGCCCAAUCAGGGUUACCUCUCGGAGGCGGCAGCAUCACUGGUCGAUACUAAGCUGGGCCUCGGAGUGGUGCCGAAAACCAAGGUGGUGUAUUUGGCAAGUGAGACAUUCCACUACAACGCUAUCGACAGAGCAAAGUCCAGAGGGAAGAAGUAUGCCUUAGAGAAAGUCCCAAAGGUGGGGCGGCGUUUCCACAGAGUGGGCCUGCCUCCGAAGGUGGGCUCGUUUCAGCUGUUUGUGGAGGGUUACCGCGAGGCCGACCACUGGCUGCGGUGCUUUGAGGCCGAACCUCUGCCAGAGAACAUCAGGAAGCAGCUGCAGUCCCAGUUUGAGCGGUUGGUCGUGUUGGAUUACGUGAUCAGAAACACGGAUCGAGGAAAUGACAACUGGUUGAUCAAGUAUGAGAAGCCAGGGGAAGGAGACGAAAGGCAGAAGGCGGCCGAGUGGUCCGAAAACAGUUCCGACUCGUGCAUAAAGAUCGCAGCCAUCGACAACGGCCUGGCCUUCCCCUUCAAACACCCUGAUGAGUGGAGAGCCUACCCCUUCCACUGGGCGUGGCUCCCUCAGGCUAAGGUGCCGUUCUCCGAGGAGACCAGGGAGCUGGUGCUGUCCCGUCUCUCCGACAUGAACUUCGUCCAGGACCUCUGCGAGGACCUCCACGAAAUGUUCAAGACGGAUAAAGGUUUUGACAAAACCAUGUUUGAGAGACAGAUGUCUGUAAUGAGAGGACAGGUGCUGAACCUGACUCAGGCGCUGAAGGACGGGAAGAGUCCCAUCCAGCUGGUCCAGAUGCCGCGGGUGGUGGUGGAGCGCAGCCGGUCGGGCGGCCAGGGGCGAGUGGUCACACUGGGGAACGCGUUCACGCAGACCUUCCACUGCAAGAGGCCCUUCUUCACUUCCUGGUAGUCUGAUUGGGCCGGAGGGAGGAACGCCAAGCGUCCGGAAAGCUUGUUUUUGUCUGUUUGUUGCAAGAGGCAGUCCUUUAGCAUGCAAGGGAAGAUAAAACAUCACAGCGAAAAUGAUGCACAGCUGUCUGCAGGGCAACGAGGAGGACGACGUCAAAUAGGAGUAAAAUUAAGGGAAAUGAAGUGGUUUUGUGAGGAAAGUGGAAGCUGCAGAAGCUAGCGUACCGCAGGCUCCACGUAGUAAGGCGCUUGGGCUGUUUCUGGUUACCAUGGUGACUUAAUUUAUUAAUCAGCUGUUCCUCACAGCUGGGUUUAGUUUCUUUAUCCUCAGAGUUCCCGCUGAAGUUUCAUGCGAGCUCCUUUAGCGGUUUAUCGCUAAAGCAGCAGCACUGACGACCAGGCAUGCAGCAUUUCUAAAGGGAGCUGUUCGAUAUCCGCCGGGAUCCGGGAUAAAACCCCACAAGGGCUCUCGUUGCCUUGUGGGAAUCCUCCCGGACCUCUCCGUGUGCACGUGCACACCUGGAAGUGUUUUUGUUCCACACAACAGUGUCUUCUAGUGUCAGUACUGCCAAACGAGGUCGCUGAAGGAAAAGGACUUCGCUGAAACUUGAAUGGGGAGCACGAUGCUUGGGAAUCUCGCGCUGCUUGAAUGUAAUCCUGUUUACGGUUUUUACACGAGUCCCUGCUCCGGAACAUUUCAACGAGGGAACGCUGUCGGAAACGGACUUCUAUAACGGUGAAUGUAUUUGUUGUUUGAUGUAUUUAAAUGCUGGCAGCCUUCUCUUGAACCGUCUGGCACACAAACUCCUCCUUUUAUAUCAAACAUUCCACGGAGAGGAAAAAACUCAACUUGUGAUGAUAAUUCGCUCUUUGCCCGACGCCGUUGUUUUCUUAUAUAAGGAUCUUGACAUUUUUAUUCCCGUUCAAUGAUUGUGUAACAGAAGUUGUAUAUUUAACACAUAAAAAUAAUAAAAUUUGAGAAAUUUGA